AGUAGUUGGUACAAAAAUCUGCAAGGAUCUUUUGUUUCUUGGCUCGUCUCACGUCCCAAUUGAUGGAAUCCCUGCAAUUGACUCAAGACUGGCACUCCACUCAUUUCAGUUUCAUGAACAGCCUCUCUUCUCAACUCAAACUCAAACUCAAACUCAAACCCAUCAAAGUUAAGGCCUUCUCUGCUGCUGCUGCUGCUGCUUCUUCUUCUCAAAUCAGAAGAUGCGGAAAGGCGAAGGCCUCCGAUGCUCAGCUGAAAGAGAAUUGGCUGUCUUCACUGUCUUACCCUCUUUUGAGUGAAGACACACAGCAACACCAAAGUGAUGCCUCCAACUUCAAAUGGGUUCUUGGAAUCGACCCUGACGUCUCUGGCGCUGUGGCGCUCUUGAAAACUCAACAUUCUCAUUCUGAUUCUGCGCCUCAGGUAUUCGAUUCCCCUUUUGUGAAAAUACUUGUUGGGAAAAGAACUCGAAGACGGUUAGAUGCAAAAUCCAUGGUUCAGUUGGUUCGUAGUUUUGAUGCUCCAGUUGGAACCAUUGCAUACAUAGAGCAAUCACUCCCUUGUCCACAAGAUGGAAAACAGGGCUGGUGGAGUGGAGGAUUCGGAUAUGGACUGUGGAUUGGGAUCUUAGUUGCUUCAGGAUUUUCUGUUGUUCCGGUGCCAUCUUUUACUUGGAAAGCAAAAUUUGAACUCUCUGGAAACCGGUCCACAAAGGAUGACAGCAGGAGAGUUGCGUCUACAUUAUUUCCAUCACUGGAAUCCCUGUUGAGUAGGAAGAAAGAUCAUGGAAGGGCAGAGGCUUUACUAAUUGCUGCAUAUGGGAAAGAUCAGAAUAAUGUUAAUAACUUGGGAUCAUCUUGUGACGCUAUCUUAGAGAAAUUGUCUUGAAAAGUUGGCAUGCAAAUAUUUAAGUGGCCACAGUGCCUGAUUCUUUUCCUAAUCUUGUAAUUUGAAUACCAUUAUUGUUGUAAACUAUAUUUUAGUUCAGGACAAAUGAUAUUAUACUCA
Molecule: messenger RNA, 1007 nt
Organism: Arachis duranensis
Lineage: Eukaryota; Viridiplantae; Streptophyta; Magnoliopsida; Fabales; Fabaceae
Product: Holliday junction resolvase MOC1, chloroplastic
Exons: 6
Coding region: 63-887 (274 amino acids)
Molecular function (GO): crossover junction DNA endonuclease activity
Source: RefSeq, a predicted model, not a curated record